CAGCAGCUGGCCAGCCCUGGUGAUAGUGCUCUAUCUGUGGCUGCAGUGCUGGUCUGAGUUGCCUCUGGGUUAUUUCUGGCGCGGUAGCAGCAUUGUGGUCUGUGUGGCGGGCUCACAGGGCCUGUAAGGAGCCUGCUGGCUCUCUGGCCAACGCCUCCCACCCCACAGCAAGCCGGCCACGGACCUCUCACCAUGGGCUCCUGUGAGUCUGGGGUCAGGUCUACUGGUUCCUGGGCAAUCCCAGGGCCGAGCAGAGCGCUGAGCCUGCUGCUGCUACUGCUGGCGCUGCCGAGUUGCGCAGCUGUGGGCUGCCCCGCGCCGUGUAGCUGCGCAGGGACACAGGUGGACUGCGGGCGCCGUGGGCUAACGUUGGCCUCGCUGCCGGCAGUCUUCCCGCCUGACACAACAGACCUGGUGCUGACCGGCAACAACCUAACGGCGCUGCCGCUGGGGCUGCUGGACACACUGCCAGCGCUGCGUGCUGUGCACCUGGGGGCUAACCCCUGGCGCUGCGACUGCCGCCUGGUGCCGCUGCGCGCCUGGCUGGCCGGCCGCCCGGAACGCGCUCCUUACCGCGACCUGCGCUGCGUCUCACCCCCUAUGCUGCGUGGCCGCUUGCUACCCUACCUAGCCGAGGAGGAGCUACACGCCGCAUGCGCGCCCAGCCAACUCUGCAGGUGGUCGCUAGCAGUGCAGUUCGCGCUCCUCUGCCUCGGGAUGCUACACGCCUUGCUCCUGGCAUUGUUUCUGUGCCGCCUGCAAAGGCUGCGCACCCGAGACCGCGCCCGUGCCGCAUACCAGGUACCUCUGACCACCCCGCUGGUGUACAAGCCCACCGAGGCAGGUGCGUGCUCCUAAGAGGGAUCAUCUUAGGUCUGCAAAUUCGACAAAACUCUGCCCAAGAAGCCUUCGUCUUCUCUUGGACCCACCUUGGCCUCUGCCCAGCCUCCCAGCCUCUCCAAAACCUGAAAGCCAGAAUCCAUGUAGGACAGAGUGAGGUGACCUAUCCCCUCUAUGCCUGGGGAGGUAGAGGCGCCUAGGUACUGUGGCCCAACACUUAAGAGCUUCCCUUCCCCAAGUCCACGCUGAAUAAACCCU
Messenger RNA from Octodon degus (degu), 1098 nucleotides. RefSeq names its product glycoprotein Ib platelet beta subunit (gene Gp1bb). Bases 193 to 858 code for a protein of 221 amino acids. NCBI's taxonomy places the organism in Eukaryota, Metazoa, Chordata, Mammalia, Rodentia, Octodontidae. The transcript has 2 exons. The record is from RefSeq and is a predicted model, not a curated record.